Molecule: messenger RNA, 6571 nt
Organism: Cottoperca gobio
Lineage: Eukaryota; Metazoa; Chordata; Actinopteri; Perciformes; Bovichtidae
Gene: slc41a1
Product: solute carrier family 41 member 1
Exons: 10
Coding region: 939-2504 (521 amino acids)
Biological process (GO): monoatomic cation transport
Cellular component (GO): plasma membrane
Molecular function (GO): monoatomic cation transmembrane transporter activity
Source: RefSeq, a predicted model, not a curated record
UAUAGAUGCGCAUCUAAGAAGCCGGGCGGCGGGGGCCAGUGGACGGGUGCAAUGUGACAGGGUCGGGAAUGAAGACUGGGACACAGCCUUAACCGCGCGCGAGGGAGGGAGGGAAGGUUUAACCAUUAACCAGCAUUAACCAUUAAGGCAGCUGUGCAGAGCCGGUACCGUACAUAAGGCAUGCGCACCGGCGUCCACGCCUCAGCCUGAGCUCGUUACCAAGAGGUGGAGGAUACGUCCACACAGCCACGCGAAGAGCUGCUGCUGUUUCUCAUCAUCACACUGAAAGGUGAAUGUCCACUCGGGGUGGAGAGGUACUCCUCCGCAGGCGGUAAUUCAAUCUUCAUACUGCAGACCUUUAAAUAUCUCCCUUGAAAACCUCCCAGCAGCCACGUGGUGUAAGGUGAGACAUUGCCAGCCUGGCACGCUCACCAGUCUGAUGAUCAGUGAACUGAGAGCAUGACCGGUCUGCGCUGCAAUCUGCCCACUUCAGACCUCUGAUUUCAUCUUUUCUUUAGCUUAUACUGAACUUUAAAGGACUGUUUACAAGUGACUGGAGGGGAUUUCUGUGGCGAGCCCCCACGCCUAUUGUUUUCCUUUCUCUUGUGUUUUGAACCAGUAUGCUCUCUUCUUUUUUUUGCCGGUCUACCCUGAGCACCUUGCAGUGAAUGGAGAACAUACUGGUUCUGCUCCCGAAGCACCGACAGGAACACGGGCUCUGCAGACGCACGGCUGCAUGUGCCUUGCUGCAGGUUUUCUCCUGGUCUUUAGUAGCGACCCCCACUCACUGUAAGCCUCUUUAAUGGGAUAAAUCAAUUGGACUGAUCAGGUUUAAAACCAGAUCAAGUGGCCAAUUCCAUUUGGACUUCCCCAAAACUGAUAGGCCAAGGCAAGCUGACCUUUUCUUGUCAAGCCCACUGUCUUCCAAAGGCUUCCGCAUGGUACUUUGGUCGAAAGAACAAGACAAACUCCCGGACAUCGACAUGUCCUCCGGGGACAUUGAGGUGAAGAAGGAGGGAGGCCCCCUGACCCUGGCCUUAGUCAACUCCAACUGCUCAGUGCCCUCAGUGAUCCUCUCAAAGGGCCCCGAGGAGGUGAGCCCAGUGAGCGGGGGCGAGCUCGAGCUCACAGAGGUCACAGAGGUCACAGAGGUCACAUCUUCCACAGAGAGGGCCGGUGAGACCGGGGAGGAUGGAGAGAGGUCGGAGAUUGUGGUGGCGAUGGACUGCCGGGCCAACGCCAAAGGUCAGCGAGAGGAGGAUGCUCUCCUGGAGAACGCAAGCCAGAGCAACGAGAGCGACGACACCAGCACCGACCAGAGCCCAGAACCACCAGCACCCCUCAAGGAGACCUCCUUCACCAUCGGCCUGCAGGUGGUCUUCCCCUUCCUGCUGGCUGGGUUCGGCACAGUGGCCGCUGGAAUGGUGCUAGACAUCGUCCAGGCUAAUAUUGGUCAGAUGGACAGUGCCAAGAACAUGUGGAAGAUGAUCAUGGGGAACUUGGCCCUCAUCCAGGUCCAGGCCACAGUGGUGGGCUUCCUGGCCUCCAUAGCUGCUGUGAUCUUCGGAUGGAUCCCAGAGGGACACUUCAGGCUGGGCCACGCAGUGCUGCUGUGUGCCUCCAGCGUGGCCACUGCCUUCAUCGCCUCCCUGCUGCUAGGGCUCAUCAUGAUCGGUGUGAUCAUCGCGUCCAGGAAAGUCGGCAUCAACCCCGACAAUGUGGCCACGCCCAUUGCUGCUAGCCUGGGAGACUUGAUCACGCUGUCCCUGCUGGCAGGCAUCUCAACUGGACUGUACAAGGAACUCGACAACAAUGACUAUGCCAACCCGCUGGUGUGUGCCGUGUUUGUGGCGUUGUGCCCCCUCUGGGUGUUGAUAGCCAGGAGGAUCCCAUCCACCAGAGAGCUCCUGUACUCCGGCUGGGAGCCAGUCAUCAUCGCCAUGGCCAUCAGCAGUGUUGGUGGUUUGAUCCUGGACAAGACUGUCACCAACCCAAACUUUGCUGGCAUGGCUGUCUUCACCCCGGUCAUCAAUGGUGUGGGAGGUAAUCUGGUGGCGGUUCAGGCCAGUCGAAUCUCCACCUAUCUGCACAUGAACUGUCUACCCAUGGGGGAGCCCAACCCCACCCCCAGGAAGUGCCCCACACCCUGCACCUCCUUCUUCGGCUCCUCUGUGAACUCUCGUUCAGCCCGUGUGCUCUUCCUGCUGGUUGCUCCGGGUCACCUCGUCUUCCUCUACACCAUCAACUCCCUGAGGGGGGGGCACACCACCCUGACAGCCGUCUUCAUUACCUUCUACAUGGCCGCUUCACUAUUACAGGUGAUAAUCCUUCUCUACCUGGCGGACUGGAUGGUGCACUGGAUGUGGGGCCGAGGCAUGGACCCCGACAACUUCUCCAUCCCCUACCUGACUGCUCUGGGGGACCUGCUGGGGACCGGCUUCCUUGCCCUCUGCUUCCACAUGCGCUGGUUUAUGGGGGACAGAGACUCGAAUGCGGGCAACUGAAAGCAUGCACAGAUACAAAAUUAAAAAUUAAAAAAUCACAUUCUCGCUUGCACGAACGGACAGUGACAAACAUCACCCGUAUACGUGAACAUUGAAAAUGGACAUUGUCUACUAUAAAAGGGCUAAUCUUCUGUAGGGCUCUGAUUGAUGGUGUAGCACCACAGCAGACAGUAUCUGUACUUGACUUUAGAAACAAUGGAAAUACACAUCCCUCCACCUCAACCAGUGAACACAACUCCACAAACCACACUCCUAUAUUUUACUUAAUAACUGAGUCGUACUACUUUUGUUAUUAUUUUACUAUUGACAAUGAUUGUUAUUGUUGGUAAAUAAUGCAUUUGAUAUGAAUCGAAAUUUGUUCUAUGUGCAGGGCCGGUCCUCAUUAUUUUCAAUGGGGACAUUAGCCCUCCCGUUUUUAAAGGUCAAGUUUUAACACUUGAAACCAAGACAGCAAAAAACUAUAUGCAAACAAGGCUAGAAUGCUUAAUCACCAAGUGCUUUGUCAUACAUACAGAAUGAAUAUUAUUUCUUUCACACUUCUGAUUUAGUGGAGUACAUAGGGCUAGCUGCUCUCUCUCUUUUACCCUGACCUGGUGACAGUAGGAAGCAGGAUUGGGGGGUUUUACAACAGAGAACUAGACCGCAAACGGAACAAGAUAAAUCACUUUUGGAAUCCCUCCCAUCAGCAGAUGGUUUAGUUUGAGUCCCACGCUUACUUCGCCUCAAUUCUGAGCUUGAGAAUGAAGGAAAUUAAAUAUCUGACGUUAGAUCAUAAUCCAACAAACACUACCAGAAAAAGGGAUUUGCCUGUUAGCGGUUGAGAUUCGUUUUAUAAAAGUUUCUGUUAAAAUGACUGUGUGCUCAUUCACACAAUAGAAUGUAUUUUAUUCAUCAAACUUCCUCUGAGUAAGAUUAUUCUUUGUUUGAGCAAACGCACAUAAACAGUGGAAAAUAGUAUGUGGAAAAUGCCAAGAGGUCAAUUUGUUCCAGGUGAGGAUAGCAGCAGUCCCCCUGUCUCAAACCAUCUGCCAACUCUCUACUGGAGCCGGCUAGUUGUUGUUGUGCUGCCCAAGCCAGGGUUAUAGUAGGUGACAAGAGGGUCAACAUGCUGCAACACACUGGAAACAACCUGCAGAGCGCUGUGUUCACACAUGCUGCACAGUGUGAACGUGUGUUGAGUUGCAUUAGCCAAGAUGUGCUCACUCAGGUUAAGCCGUCUCGUACCAGAUGAAAGGUUCUGAUUGCUGAUAUUUUGUGUGGAUAUUUGAUAUCUUUAGUUUGACAAUUCUUAUUUCAAUUUCUAAAUCAAAAUUAGAGCGCUGAAUCUUUCCAAUGAAAGACAGAGCAAUGACAUUGUUGGAGGUUGUUUAACAGUUGGAUCACAAUGGCUCCAGGAAGUUGUGGCAAACCUUUUUUAGUACUUUAUUGUUGGUAUUGGUUUUUAUUAUGUCGCUUUUUGACUCUGAUUCAGUAAAAGAUCAGCGUAGUUCUUAAAGCUGAGCCCAGUCAAACCAGCACUGAUGAAGUCCCGGUCACACCGGCAUGUAAAACAGAAACAUUUAUAUAAAUUAACUUUAAUGGAAUCACCACGAUCAUUCAAUUAUCUUGCGGGUGAAGUAAUUAUGUUGAGUUCAACUCAAGGGAAGUUGACCAAUUGCAAAACAUCUGGACGAUCCUGACUGUUGAGAGGAGAGCUAUCAUAGCAUAUUAGCUGUGCUGUACCUAUCUCUCCUCUGUCCAAGUAUAGACCAAAAGUUCUCUAAGAUAACGGGUUUGCUGUCAGUUAGCAAGUAUUGUUAGCUUAGAAAACUUUUAUCCCCCUUAUAGUAACUCAAUGUCGAAUGAAAUGAUGUACAAUCUUAAGAAGCCAGGGGAAGUAAAGUCACAGUACAGAGGAGAGAAGGAAACUAAGGGCUGUUUUGACGAGUGCUAGCUUGUUUCCGGCUCGCUAUUUUUCGUUUUGUAAGUAGGCUACACACAAUUUUUUCUGUGCUAGUUUCUGGUGUGAGCAGGCACCAAGGUAGAUUUCGUUCAGGUAUUGGUUUUUUUUAGAUUCUGUAAGUUAGUCAUAGAAAUAGAAUGAGAGCAGAACGGACAAUCGCCUUUUUUUUUAACUAGUCAAAUGACCACGGCGACAGUUCAAUGUCUGUUUUGCUCUCAUUCUAUUUAUACAGUUAGAAUAAAAUUCUGAAAAAAAAACGUUUUUCCUCUCUUGUCACAUAUCUAAUUGAUAAAAUAACUAAUAAUAAUCUUGUUGGUCAGGAGCCUAACCUUUUGUAAGUGAAUGACUUACUGGAUAAUGUUUAAUCAAAGGACCCCCCCAAAAAAAACAACAACAACACACGCAGACUUUGAGACUCGGCUGCCCUGAGCUGACUCUUUCUCAGAGGGCUUACAGGUGGCAAGGAGAAGGAAAAAGGAAGUUGUGAGCCAUUUUGACAGAGGCAAAGUCUUAAGAGAAACCUGCAUGUGAUGCUUGACCUAUCCGCCGAGUGUCAGACUUCUGUGCUGUUUCCAAGGGCCAGCAGAAUGCAUGUGCAGGGCACAUAAUGUGAAUGUGCAAAACGUGAUUAUUUUAUUUGUUAUCUUUUGUUUUGGUAUGACUGAUUUUUUAACGUGUCAAUUAUGAUAUAAUUGUGAUUUUUUUUUCGAUUCCUUUCCUUCUUUCCUUAAUCUUUUUAACUCUUUGUGAUUAUUGUAUUGUGUCAUAAUUUCUUUUGAGCAAAAACAACCACUGUAAAGAUGAAGCGACGUCUCCACGCUGGUCAAAGGCACAAAGUACUGUAAUCUGCUGAGCGGACACCAGAGGGCAGCGCAGGGAUUCUCUUAACUGUACAACUUUUCAGUGCAUCUCUGUGUCCUCUGGAUUCACACCCACACAUGUCCAGCCAGAGUGACAUUUGUUUUGUCUCCUUUUCUACAGCGUUUGAUUUGUUGUAAAAGUUGCAUCCUUCCAUCUGUUCACUCUCAGUCUGUGUCCUCCACUCUCUCACUGACCAGGCACCAGCGUUCUGCCUCUGCGUCUAUGGAUAGUUGUGAAUACUUCUAUAAGGGGGCAAGUAAUGCUUUGUCUAUUUAUUUUUAGAUGCACACAAAGCAAAUUGUACAUAUUAUAUUUAUUCUAUAUAUAUGGUUGUUUAUUUUGUCAUUUCAUUUUGGCUCCGUUUCUUUGUCACCAUGUUGUUGUCACUUUUCUCUUCUCUUUUAUGUUUUUUUUUCUUUUCAAAAGGCCAGUAGAGCUUCUUGAUGCUCGCCGCAGUAGAACGGCAGUGAGGUGGAUGAAUAGCACAGUGCCUAAUACCAGUCUUUACACGCCUCACACAUAUGCACACACACCCUGUCACACACAGGGAAUGCAUACUUAUAUAGAAUGGCCUUAACCUAUCAGAGCCAAGCUCAACUCAGAGUAACCAAUCAGGAGCUGGGUUUGCCACAGAGUAGCAUCUCUUUAAUUAGCUUUGAUUAAUAAAAGAUGUACAGUAAGAUGAUUAUGAUGUACUGUAAUGACUUUAUAUGAUGAAGCAGUGGAGAGGAGGGCUGGUAGCAGCAGUCACAAGCUUGUGUUCACGUGAAUCUGCAAAAGAAAUGAGGACUUUGAGGCUGAAAACCCUCAAGAGGCUGGUGUACAGGGCAUCUGAAAGGUCUGGAGUCAGGUUAAGCACUAACAGAAGGAAGGUUUUAACCCACAAUUAGGCAGAAAACCUGAAAUACAACAUGAUGAAAUACACAAUGUCACUUCUCCUUAUGAUUCCAGAUGUUUCCUCCUGUAUAUGAAAUACCCAGCCUUUAAAACCCUUCACUCACCUACUGCCUUGAUAACCUCAGGGCUUCAAACCCUCACAGGGAGCCAACAUCCACGUCAAGAUGGAGCCAUUUUAAUUCAGACUUUAGACUUCAGCUCUGAGAAACUGAUCAACAACAUGUACAGUCUCAUGGGAUCAAGGUCUUUGCAUUUUCUGUGUGUUCUUCUUGUAAAAGCCCUCCCUCUGUGAGGCUGGAGGAAGGCUCUCUCCCUGCAGGACUUUGUAAAUUGCUGGAAAUAAAGGACUAUAUUAUUUCAUACCAUU